AUGCGUGUCACCGCCCUUCUCGCCUUGGGCUGCUAUGCAGCUAUUUCACAUGCACAAGACGACCUUGAGGAUGCUGCAUCUUCCGUCUCUUCUGCUGCUGCUGAGGCUUCCAGCUCAGUUGGCUCGGUGGUAGAGUCGGUCACAUCCUCCGCUGUGGCCAAGCCAACUUUCACACCCACAACCCUCAAGGCACCUUUCCUUGAGCAGUUCACAGAUGAUUGGGAUAGCAGAUGGCAGGCCUCGCAUGCCAAGAAGGAGAACACCGAAGAGGAGUGGGCGUACGUUGGCACCUGGAGUGUCGAGGAGCCCUCCGUCCUUCGCGGUAUGCACGGCGACAAGGGCCUCGUACUCAAGGACAAGGCUGCCCAUCACGCCAUCUCUGCCAAGUUCCCCAAGGCCAUCACCAACAAGGACAACACUCUUGUCGUACAAUAUGAGGUCAAGCUCCAGGGCGGCCUUGAGUGCGGUGGUGCCUACAUGAAGCUCCUUCAAGACAACAAGGCCCUCCACGCCGAGGAGUUCUCCAACGCCUCUCCCUACAUCAUCAUGUUCGGUCCCGACAAGUGCGGCGCUACCAACAAGGUUCACUUCAUCUUCCGCCACAAGAACCCGAAGACUGGCGAGUACGAGGAGAAGCACCUGAGCAACCCACCGCCAGCUCGCAUCACCAAAACUACCACCCUCUACACCCUCAUCGUCCGCCCCGACCAGACUUUCGAGAUCAAGAUCGAUGGUGGCAGCGUCAAGAACGGCUCUCUUCUUGAGGACUUCAGCCCGGCUGUCAACCCCGAGAAGGAAAUUGAUGACGCCAAGGACGAGAAGCCUUCCUCCUGGGUUGACGAGGCCCGUAUCGCAGACCCUGAGGCCAAAAAGCCAGAGGACUGGGACGAGGAUGCGCCAUACGAGGUUGUCGACGAGGAGGCCACCAUGCCUGAGGACUGGCUUGUCGAUGAGCCAUCCAUGGUCGCUGACCCCGAGGCUGAGAAGCCAGAGGAUUGGGAAGACGAGGAGGAUGGCGACUGGGUCGCUCCUAUGGUCCCCAACCCCAAGGGUGAGGGUGUUUCUGGUCUUGGCCCGUGGGAGAAGCCAAUGAUCCGCAACCCAGAGUACAAGGGCAAGUGGAGCGCGCCUCAGAUCGACAACCCGGCAUACAAGGGUGUGUGGGCUCCUCGCAAGAUCGCCAACCCUGAUUACUUCGACGACAAGACUCCUGCCAAGUUUGAGCCUAUGGGAGCUAUCGGCUUCGAGAUCUGGACCAUGCAGAACGACAUUCUCUUCGACAACAUCUACAUCGGCCACUCCGAGUCCGACGCCGCCGCUCUUCAAGCCGAGACCUUCGAUGUCAAGGUCGCCGUCGAGAAGGAGGAAGAGGAGGCUGAGAAGCCCAAGCCUGAUGAGAAGUCUACCGACCCCAAGAGCCCUCUGGACCUGAAGUUCAUGGACGACCCAGUCUUCUACGUCAAGGAGAAGGUCCAGCUCUUCUUCGAGAUCGCCAAGCGUGAUCCCAUGGAGGCUGUCCGAUUCGUUCCCGAGGUCGCUGGUGGUCUGGCUAUUGGUCUUGUCACGCUUAUCCUGGUCGUUGGUGGGCUGAUUGGCGGUGGUGCCGCGGCCGCCCCUUCGAAGGAGGAGAUCAAGAGGCAGGCAGAUCAGGCUCAGGCUAAGGCGAAGCAGGUCAAGGAUCAGGUCGCUGACGCUGUCGCUUCGGGCACUGAGCAGGUCAGGGAUGAGGUGAACAAGAGGAGCACGAGGAGCUCGGCUCAGUAG
This is a messenger RNA of Recurvomyces mirabilis, 1764 nucleotides long. RefSeq lists its product as uncharacterized. NCBI's taxonomy places the organism in Eukaryota, Fungi, Ascomycota, Dothideomycetes, Mycosphaerellales, Teratosphaeriaceae. Bases 1 to 1764 code for a protein of 587 amino acids. Gene Ontology annotation, molecular function: calcium ion binding. The record is from RefSeq and is a predicted model, not a curated record. Gene Ontology annotation, cellular component: endoplasmic reticulum; endoplasmic reticulum membrane. The transcript has 3 exons. Gene Ontology annotation, biological process: protein folding.